CAGCUCUUUCUGAUGAUUAGUAUGGGAGGUACCGUGAUCAAUAUCACCAGCCUGUGCGUCGCCACGUUCAGGGGACCCAAGGCAAACGCUCGAGCUAUGCAAAUGGCCCGGUAUGGGAAUGCACUCACCCAUCAGUGCUUCUAUUCUAUUAGCAAGGUGGACAAUAUUGACUAUCUCGUUCAUAAGAAUAUGAUCACCGACGAGGAGGGGCAGCUCAUCAGGAACUUUCGAGGCAAAAAGACCAACCUGAUCGCGUCCUGGCUGCUAGACACGCUGGAAAUGGCGAGGCAUGAGCAGAUGGCAGCGGAUGACAACUGCGGUGUAGACGCGCAGGAAACCAUGGAGAUGAUCUUCAUUAUCCGUGGCAAGGCCUCUAAACUGCAGGAGCUGCAGAAACUACCACCGCCCCUGAGUUACUACCAUUUCCUGGUGGUAACUCUGUACUCGUGGUUGCUCCUUUUGGCCUACAGCACACCGUAUCUGCCCGAGCGCAACUCACGAGUGUGGCUGUCGUUCCUGUGCUACUUCGUAGUGCUGUUCUCGUAUAUGGGGCUCAUCGCAACUGCAUUUGCCCAUGUGGACCCCUGGGGCACAGACACUUCAGACAUUGACGUGUUAACGCGUUUGGAUGGCACUCUGAGGCAGUCGCAACUGAUCUGUGAAGACAAGUUUCACGCCGCAAAACGUGACCUCGAACCCCCGACAACGCCCUUCAAUUCAGAAAUCCUUGAGAACCCUGCCUUAAAAUACAGGACCGUUGCUGAAGAAGAACAGGCGCAAGAAGCGAAGGAGAAUCACAACAAUCUGCCCAGCAUACUACAGGUGCUGCGGAAAAGAUCCACUUUAGUCGACAAGUACUGCCAAACGAACGACAUGUCAGAGUUGGGUGGACUGGUGCUGGAACAUCACAGGCCGAGCUCACCUUCAUUCAAGGACCACCCCGCCAAUCAGAGCACGUCCGUGGACGUACCUACCAAUAAGAAAGAACCGGUAAAGCUCGUGCAGCAACAACCGAAGGAGAGACAGUGCACAAUCCUCCGAUAGUGUAUAGCGGCGGUUGCGAUGUAUCCUCCGUCAAUGCCCUUGAAUAGUUUUGUAGGUAGCUCUGUAGACAAGCCCUAAUAUGCUAAAGUGGACAGGACAGCUCGGUGGACAAGUCCUAAUAUUUGAAAGUGGACAGGACAGCUCUAUUGACAAGUCCUAGUAUGCCAAAGUGAACAGGACACCUCUAUUGACAAGUCCUAACAUCCUAAAGUGGAUAGGAGAACUGUUCGGAACAUACUAGUACUAUAGCCCGCACCCAACUACCACGCAGUGGGCUCUAGGGUCAGUGUAUGGCUUAUCUAUGCAUUGAAGUUGUCAAAUUCACAGCACCUUACCUACCUAGUACGACCUAUCAUCAGGGUCGCCAAGCCAUUCAAGUACACUACGAGGCACAGGCAAGCGUAUUGUAUAUGUUUGGGUAUCACCAUGGCAACCUUAGGAUAUGCUAUGGGACGUGGUCGGAAGAGUGUCCUAGAAUUGAAACGAGGCGCUGGUGCUGUUGUUACAGCAGCCAGGUGUCUGAACGUACUCCAUAGACAUACAACCGCAUAACACCAC
Messenger RNA from Sphaeroforma arctica JP610, 1602 nucleotides. RefSeq lists its product as hypothetical. Gene Ontology annotation, molecular function: chloride channel activity. The coding region runs from base 13 to 1044 and encodes 343 amino acids. The record is from RefSeq and is a predicted model, not a curated record. NCBI's taxonomy places the organism in Eukaryota, Ichthyosporea, Ichthyophonida. The transcript has 7 exons.